Messenger RNA from Medioppia subpectinata, 323 nucleotides. NCBI's taxonomy places the organism in Eukaryota, Metazoa, Arthropoda, Arachnida, Sarcoptiformes, Oppiidae. The record is from the annotation of a GenBank genome assembly.
AGAAGUUAUCUGCCGUUGAAGAACACACCGUUCACUCCAACCAUUCCACGGGUGGCCAGAAUUUUUAGGAUCUGGUUUCAGGCCAAUGAUAUCGAAUUAAUCACCGAUAAGCACUGUUAUGAGUUGUCUCUGGGAUUGGAGGGCUCGCCCGCUAAACCAAAAUAACCGCUGCAUUUAGACGACAACACACAACAAGACACACACCUAUACCUUCUGUGGACAUGGUUUUGUAAUGUCAACUGUAUUUUUCAUAUUUAUUUGCAUAAUAUUUACAACAAAAAAUAAUUAAUUAGUAAUAAAACGAAAUUAUAUACUACUGUACA